UGCAGUUACCAUAUGAUAAUUUGGGAACCCUGCAGUGAUAUAUCAAACGCUACAUGUAUAUAAAUGUGUAUAUAAACUCAGCAGAUAAACGUAUUGGGCCAGUUGGUCGUAUAAACCUGGAAACAAAAUGAUUUCUUCAAUUUCUUCCACAAUUUCACCAAGAGAUCUGACUCUCCACAUACUGUUGAGUUUGUUUUACUUCGAGGCUGGUCAGUCAGCUUCACUCAGGCCAUUUCAGUUUCAGUGUUACGACAAUGACAUAUGUACUUGGCCGCAACAGUACUGCUCAUCUAAAGCGUAUGAACAAAGAUGUAUCCCUUGCUUACGCAGCGUUUGCAGUCUUCAGUCGCCGCCUCUUCAAUGUCUCUAUAAUUGUUCCUUAAUUGGUUACAAUAUAGAUACAAUUGUGUUUGUCGUCGUUGGACUAUGCGUGGCUUUUUCCAUACCAGUGGCCUAUCUUGUUGCAAAAAUCUCCAAACUGAAGAAAGUAAAUGUGUUCAAAGUGAUAAUUAAUUUCCUUCAGGAUGACGAAAAGCGAAGAGAUGCAAAAUUUCAUCACAUGUGUCGAGCAGAAGAAGGAAGUAUCAGACAAGAAGAAAAAUGAAGAUCAAAAAAGUCCCAUCACAUGAUAACGAUUCGUAUGCCGAAAGAAAGUUGACAGACGUACCACCGACUUCAGAUUCUUCUUCACCAGACUCAUAUAAACCGACUACUCAUUUAGAUAAACCUCUUACUUCUCACCUCUAAAAGUACUUAGACGUUUUCACGAGUUAUGUAGUACUCUUGCUAGGGAGAUAUGUUUGGAUUCCUUCGUGAGAGACCGGUCGGGGAGGUACAAAUCAAGGGGCACAUGGGGAUAGCCUGAUUUGUAUACACUGUUCUGUAAUGUUAAUCAUCAUUGAUCGUACGAGCUACCAAAUAUAGUAUGAUAUGGCAAGUUGACAAUAUAUAAUGUUGUAAAUGCAAUAAAUAGAAAUGAUCAAUAAGCUAUA
Mercenaria mercenaria is the source of this 992-nucleotide messenger RNA. RefSeq lists its product as uncharacterized. The record is from RefSeq and is a predicted model, not a curated record. Lineage: Eukaryota; Metazoa; Mollusca; Bivalvia; Venerida; Veneridae. The transcript is spliced from 4 exons. The coding region runs from base 128 to 604 and encodes 158 amino acids.